Molecule: messenger RNA, 1859 nt
Organism: Maniola jurtina (meadow brown)
Lineage: Eukaryota; Metazoa; Arthropoda; Insecta; Lepidoptera; Nymphalidae
Exons: 5
Coding region: 289-876 (195 amino acids)
Source: RefSeq, a predicted model, not a curated record
GUCGGCCAUGACGGUUUGACAGCGGCCAUCUUGGAAAAAUACUUGCAAUUUUAUAAAUUGAGUUUUUUUUUUGUGCUGUGGCUGGACAGUGAUUAAGUUUGAAAUAUAUAUAUUUUUAUAGACUAUUUAAUCGCAAAAUAUUCACAAAUUGACGCAAAAUAUUUGUAAUAAAUAGGAGAAAAAAAAUAUACUUAAAAAAUUAAGAAAAGCGUGGUUUUUAAUAAUCAAUUUUAUUAAUUAGUUUACAAAAACUUAAAUUAAUAUUUAGUUAUAUAAUUUGGGACAGAGAUGGCAAGAAAAACAUUAUGUCGAAAACUGUUAGUGCCGAUUAUGAUGGUGCUAUUGUGCGUUCAAGUUAAUGGAAAAGCUUCGGAGGAAAGUGUGGAAGUUAAGACAACUAAUAAGAAUGACGUGUCGGGGCUCCUGUUCGCGGACGAGCUGAAGCAAAUCAUCGAGAGAUACAUGUUCGGCAUCUGCCCGCAGCCUUACAAGUUGCGUUGGUCGCAGAUGGUGGGGCAGGGCAAGAAGAACAUCACUGCCAGCGGCUGCGACCUGGACGUGGACCAGCACGACCUGGCCGCCAGGUUGGCAACACUAGCGCUGCGCGCGCACUCCGCAGCGCGAGCGGACUGCACGCGGUUCGGCGCGGCGCUCGCCAGCACGCUCGGUGAGCUUGCUCGGAGCGCCUCCAAUAGAAACGUGCUGGCAGCUGCAGUAGCGAGUGAAAACAAGAAGCGUAAGCUAUCGAAGAGUCAGAAGAAGCAGAUCGCAGCGAAGCAGCGCACCGCGCUCGCCGUCAAGAAGAAGGCGGCCGCUGUGGCUGCCGCCAACGCUGCCAAGAUGGCCGCCGGCGCUACUUCGUCCAUUAACCAUUAAUAACAUCUUAUUUAUCCCUUAUGCCUACUUUUUAUCCUUACUGGGUGACCUGUUCUUUUGGAUUUUAAAGAAAACCAAAAAGCAAGCUGUUACAUAUCUUUAUUCGAAGACCAUUUUCAGACUAACAUAGAGUACAGAUACAUAGAGACAUUAACUAUAACUACAGAUCAUAAACUUCAGAGUAAUGAAGCUGUCGGACAUUACACAAGCAUUAUGCGCCUCGUUCUUUCUGUACUCUAAAUUAUACCUAUUUAGGGACUUCUAGAAUCAAUUAUUACGAAACAUAAGUAACUACAAACUUUGAAUAAGUAACUACCUAGCUAAAAAAAAAAUCUAUAAUAAUUCGGUAGCUAGCUCGAUAGAAGCGAAUGAAAACAAGAAGCGUAAGCUAUCGAAGAGUCAGAAGAAGUAGAUCGCAGCGAAGCAGCGCACCGCGCUCGCCGUCAAGAAGAAGGCGGCCGCUGUGGCUGCCGCCGUAGCUGCCAAGAUGGCCGCCGGCGCUACCUCGUCUAUUUAAUCAUUAAUAACAUCUUAUGCCUACUUUUAAUACCUACAGUUAACCCGUCCUUUCGAUUUGAGGUUUUUCCAUUCCGUAAAACCUGCAUCAAUCAUUAUUACAAUCGCAAUCGUUGUGAUUGGCUGAAUUUAUGGUAUUCUUGUUGCAACAAUGCAUUGUAGCCAAUAGCGAGCGAGCGUCAACCAAUCAGAGUUGAUUUCGAUCGUGACAUUGUAAUUGUCAUUCUACCGCAAUAGAGCCGCCAGUUUUAUAUUCUCUUUCUCUAUCAUAAUGUUAUGAUUUUUUGUAAACUAAAUUAAAAGACAAUUAAUUUUCAAUACCACUCUUAAUAAUAAUUUACUAACUUUAGUUCAUAACUAACAUGUAAAUUAUCCAUGUUUCAUUAAAAAAAUUACUUAGGUACUUAGGUAGGGUCUCUAUUUUAAUGACUAAAAUAAAAAUUAUAAAAUAUCUAAUAAUCACUUCA